Molecule: messenger RNA, 585 nt
Organism: Aphanomyces astaci
Lineage: Eukaryota; Oomycota; Saprolegniomycetes; Saprolegniales; Verrucalvaceae
Exons: 1
Coding region: 96-536 (146 amino acids)
Source: RefSeq, a predicted model, not a curated record
GAGAGUUUUCGAUUGAACGAUCGCGGAUACGUUAUCCGGAAUCGAAUCCCCCAUUUUGAAACGCAUUCCCCGAAUCCUCACCGCCGCCGUCCACGAUGAAAGUCCUCGUCGCUCUUGUCGCAUGCGCCUUGGCCAUGUGCUAUGCCAAUGUCGCCGUGAACGACGCCAGCCCCAAGAUGGUGGCCAUCGACACCGCUUCCACCGAUGUUGGCUUUGCCCGAGUCUUGAUGGCGGCCUCGUCAGAAGCUGCCGCCAGCAAGAAGGACGACGACGAUGACGAUGAUGAUGACGAUGAUGACGAUGAUGACGAUGACGACGAUGACGAUGAUGAUGACGAUGAUGACGAUGAUGACGAUGAUGACGAUGAUGACGAUGAUGACGAUGACGAUGAUGACGACGAUGACGAUGACGACGUCAUUGAAGCAGACGUUCCGGUUGUAGAGCAUGAUCAUAUCCCUGCUUCCGGUGUCGCACCCGUUCGCACUGCCGACACGGCUGUUGCCAUUGAUGCAGACUAUGUCAACGCUAUCUCUUAAGCCAAAUAUAAGCUAACGUUGAUCAAAUACAACUGUUUGAACGUCACCA